UUAUCUUUUACACCGAUGAUAUUGGAAUAGGUAAUAGUAGCUUUUAGUCUACCAAUGCUAGCAGGACUGUAACUAGCUUGUAACUUAGUACAAAGCAUAAUUCAUGGAAGUGGAUAUUGUGGUUGUUUUAUUUAGUAGUAGGACAUCUGAUGAUCCAAAAUAUUUCUACGAUCCAAAACGGCGGAAAUUUUCCAUUCAUGUAUUUUUGAAUUCUAUAGUUUUCAACUUUUCGCUGCAUCCAAUUUCUGUAUUAUUAUUUUCUCACUAUUUUCUCAUUCCGAGUUUUCAAACACGUUGAAUGUGAUUUGAUCACAUGCUCGCAGCCCGAGCACCGGACGAUGGAUGCUCCCCUCCUCCAUCGGGAUCAGCAACAACCCACCUCCAAGUUGCCGAGCGAGAAAUCAACUCCAGUGAACAAAGCACGGCUGUGCCCGGGGCCGCAGCCAUGAACAGCAAGAGGCUAGUGCUCCCGGCGCCGGAAUCCCCGUCGGUCGCUGCGGCGUCGGCCCCGUCCUCGCCCUAUUCCGUGCUGCACCCGUUCCUCCUCCCCUCCCCGAACCCGCACCUCCUCCUCAAGCAAAAGACGCUGACCCACUCCCUCUCCUCCUCCUCCCUCACCUCCAUGGCCUCCUCCUCGCCGCCCGCGCCCGCCGCUGACGUCUGGGAGCUCGUCACCCCCACCACCCCGCAGGUCGCCCACGUCGACGGCGGGCUUGACGACUGCGCCAUCUUCCCGCCGCGGCUCCAUGAGGGCCUGGGCUUGGGCCUGGAGGGGGAGUCCGAGGAGGCGGUGCCGGCGACGGCGGCGAAGGAGGUGGAAGUGGAGGAGGUGGGGCUGGAGGAGGAAGAGGAGGAGGAGGAUGGAGAGUGGCUAUGGGAUGCGUGGGGGUGGAGGUGGGAGAGGUGCUGCCUGGCGGUGAGGCGCGCUUGGGCGGCUGGGGUCGGGGCCGUCCAGGACCGGGUGCUCGUGCACGGCGCCUGCGGGUGCCCGGCGGUGAAGCCCGCCGUGUUGUCAGCUGCGGCGGCGGCCGCUGUGGUGGGGGCGCUUCUGUACGCCCGGCGGCGGGAUAGGAGGGAACGGGACCUGCUUGUGCUUCUCGCGAAGGAGAAGGAUAAGAGGAUAGCUCAGCUGCUGCAUCAAAUUGCUUUAAUGAGCGACAUCAGAAGCGGCAGUGAAGCAGUUAAAAUUAUCAGGAACUCGUAAUCAUUUUCACUGUUGAAAAGGUUCAGUUGCUUUGUUGUAGCAAAUCGAUUAGGUAAUUAGAGGAUCGAACCGGUUAGUGUGCAGGAUCAACAAUUGUAGGCAAACAAAGAUUAAGUUCUGACAGGUCUGAUGUUUACUUAUAAUUAGUUGCUGAAGCCAUCAUCAAGGCUGCAACCUAAUCUCAAGCAAUCGGUCGUUCAGCACUUCAUCUUUGUUUGUUCUUAAAAUAUGUAUAUAGCUGGGUGAUGAUUCGGUAAGUUGUAGAUAUGCAGACAUUGAUAUGGAUGACCCUGGACAAGGUUGUGUAUUUUUAAUUUCCAUUUUUUCCAUUAUUGUGAUCUUGAUCAUCCAUUGACGUAAACUCAGUUCUGUA
Messenger RNA from Panicum virgatum (switchgrass), 1577 nucleotides. RefSeq lists its product as uncharacterized. NCBI's taxonomy places the organism in Eukaryota, Viridiplantae, Streptophyta, Magnoliopsida, Poales, Poaceae. The transcript is spliced from 2 exons. The coding region runs from base 314 to 1204 and encodes 296 amino acids. The record is from RefSeq and is a predicted model, not a curated record.